Messenger RNA from Punica granatum (pomegranate), 2154 nucleotides. The record is from RefSeq and is a predicted model, not a curated record. Lineage: Eukaryota; Viridiplantae; Streptophyta; Magnoliopsida; Myrtales; Lythraceae.
UGAAAUUCAAACAAUAGAUAGGCAAUGAAAGAAGUUGUCAUUUAUGGCGCCCCAAACACCCACUUCUUCCCAAUAAUUUUCCAAUCCGCCAAAGAAAUUUAUUGGAGGCUUCGGUGGUUUCAUAGAUUUACCAAGUCCAACGAAAUCCUUCUCUGCUAAGAAAACACCCAUUUUCACACUAACCUAUUCCCUACCCUUUGACGAGUUAGGUUGUCGGAAAGGGAAGAAGAGGGUCACCGAUUUGAUUACGGGUUGCACAUAGAGACCCCAAAAUUGGGAAUUUCCUCCCCCAACUGCAAUAGUACUCGAAAUCGAGCGACCCCUUUUGCGUUUGAUUUGAUUCUUGUUUGGUUAAAGGACUGAUGGGGCAGAAGCAAUCGAAAGACGAAUUGCUGUAUAAUCAGGUCAAUUAUGGCAACAUCGAAGGCAUCAAAGCUCUUUGCAGAGAUGGUGCCAGUCUCGAGUGGAUGGAUAGAGAGGGAAAAACGCCAUUGAUCGUGGCAUCUCUGAACCCGCAGCUAUACGAUGUCGCCAAAACUCUUGUAGAACUGGGUGCCAAUGUCAAUGCUUACCGUCCCGGUCGAAAUGGUGGCACUCCUUUACAUCAUGCGGCAAAGCGAGGUCAUGAGAGCACUGUCAGGUUACUUCUUUCUCACGGAGCAAACCCAUUGGUGAUGAACGACGACUGUCAAACUCCCUUGGAUGUUGCAAGAGCAAAGGGAUACGCUAAUGUUGUCCGUACAAUUGAGGGUCAUAUGUGCUUGUUCUCUGGUUGGAUGCGGGAGUUUUAUGGGCCCGGGUUCCUCGAAGCACUUGCUCCUCAGCUGCUUUCAAGAAAAGUUUGGGUUGUUGUCUAUCCUUGUGGUUCUCGAAUCCCCAAGGCACCAUUCAAAUUGGAGCUGGCAAUUUACACCAGCGUGCAGGAUGCCCAACCGCGUUCAGUUAUUGCAUUGUGGAAAGCAAACCUGGAAGAUCCAAAGUUCUACCAUACAGAUACAUCAGUGAUAAUUGUUGAUAAUACCACCAUCUCAAAAGGCCGGAGGCGGAGGCGAAGGUGUAAGCCUCGAACAGUAACCUAUAGGCAGGCACGAAUUAAGCUGGCACCAGGGAAUGAGAAUGAAAAGGUGCAACUUCAGUGGUUCUGUGAUGCAUGCAAAGGGAUUACACAGGCAAGGCAACCCGCAUUUCUCCAGAGUGCGAACCCACCUGCAUCCGCGUCUGCUCCCCCAUCUUCAGAAGACAUGGAACUUGCUAUGGCAAUCAAUGCCUCAAUCCAGACUGCAGCAAUGCACCCUGAGAUUCCAUCUCCUAUCCUUCCUGCUGAACCUUCGCCAAUGAAAGAGAACGACUCCACCGUUACAACUCACCACACAUCAUCACAAUCAGGAGGAGCUGAGGUCAGCUCCUUAAAAUCUGCUCCAUCUGCUCCACCAGUGGAUACUGAGAUCACGGAAGAUGGCCCGAUACAUUACCCGACUAUUGACCUAGGUUCCGUGGACUUCACUUCUCCCUCCCCUGCUGUUGAGGACUUGUCGGCCAGCACAAGUGGGAGCAAAGGAGAAGUUAGUGAUAAGGAGUCUUCAUCUUGUGUGAUAUGUUUGGAUGCCCCAGUGGAGGGAGCCUGCAUCCCUUGCGGCCAUAUGGCAGGAUGCAUGACCUGCCUGAACGAGAUCAAAGCCAAGAAGUGGGGCUGCCCUGUCUGCCGCGCCAAGAUCAACCAAAUUGUCAGGCUGUAUGCUGUUUAAGCUGAAAGCAGAUGUGCUUGAAGCGGGUUGAGAAGGGCAAGGACAUCCCGGUGCAGAAUGGAGAAUUGGGAUAUUUUGUCGUAUUUACUAUGUCACACGGUUCUUCAAACAGCUUUCUGGGGCCAGGUUUGGAGGUGUUGUACUAAACCGUGUAAGUCUCGACUUAGAGGCUGAGAACACGUUUUGAAUUUAUCUGUUGUGUGAAGUGGGUUGGACAGACUUAAUUGUGUACAGAGGUUAUACACUGCAAAUUACUUGUAAAUUUUGCGAACAGCUUGGUUGUUUUAGAGUCAUUGCGGUUCCAGUCUCUGCAGAUAUGUAACAUAUGCUGCGAGGAAAAGAAAAUUGUCUUCAGACAUGGCAUAAGAAAUGUGUUGGAAUUCAUGUGUCCUUUUAGGUUUCCUUAUAA